This is a messenger RNA of Stegastes partitus (bicolor damselfish), 4825 nucleotides long. Its product is annotated as ADP-ribosylation factor-binding protein GGA1-like. The record is from RefSeq and is a predicted model, not a curated record. Gene Ontology annotation, biological process: Golgi to plasma membrane transport; intracellular protein transport; protein localization to cell surface. The transcript is spliced from 17 exons. The coding region runs from base 23 to 2017 and encodes 664 amino acids. Gene Ontology annotation, molecular function: small GTPase binding; phosphatidylinositol binding; ubiquitin binding. Gene Ontology annotation, cellular component: trans-Golgi network. NCBI's taxonomy places the organism in Eukaryota, Metazoa, Chordata, Actinopteri, Pomacentridae.
ACUUGUUUAGAAUUCCCGAAAGAUGGCGGCGGCGCCUCCAGAUGAGGCUAGCCUGCAGUCUCGCAUCAACAAGGCCACCAAUCCUCUGAAUAAGGAGACUGACUGGGACAGUAUCAAGGGAUUUUGUGAUCAGCUCGACAAUGAACAAGAAGGUCCUCAGCUUGCAACCAGACUUCUGGCCCACAAAAUCCAGUCUCCUCAGGAAUGGGAGGCAUUGCAAGCGCUUAUGCUUCUUGAGACGUGCAUGAAGAACUGUGGGAAGCAAUUUCACAGUGAAGUGGGAAAGUUUCGCUUUCUCAAUGAACUCAUCAAGGUGGUCUCACCCAAGUAUUUGGGAGCCCGGGCUCCAGAGCCAGUGAAAAAGAAGGUUUUAGAAAUGAUGUACAGCUGGACGGUGAGGCUGCCAGAUGAGUCCAAGAUAGCAGACGCGUAUCAGAUGCUGAAAAAACAGGGCAUUGUCAAGCAGGAUCCUGUGCUUCCUGAUGACAAGCCCCUCCCGCCCCCUGCACCCAGAGCCAAAAGUGCCAUCUUUGAGGAUGAGGAGAAAUCCAAGAUGCUGUCUCGCUUAUUGAACAGCACACACCCUGAAGAUUUAAGAGCAGCAAACAAGCUCAUUAAGGAAAUGGUUCAAGAGGACCAAAAGCGAGUGGAGAAAGUAUCAAAGCGAGUGAACGCCAUCCAGGAGGUGAAGGAGAGUGUCAGCCUGCUGAGCCAGCUGCUGGAGGGCUACAGCAAGGAGAGCUGCUCACAGAGCAACCAGGAGCUCAUUAAGGAUCUUUACCAGCGCUGUGAAAAGAUGAGGCCUACGCUGUUCCGACUAGCGAGUGAUACAGAGGACAGUGAUGAAGCUUUAGCGGAUAUCUUGCAGGCCAAUGACAGCUUGACGCAGGUCAUCAAUCUGUACAGACAGCUGGUGAAGGGGGAGGACGUGACAAAAGAUGGCAUAACUGUGCCCUCACAAGAAGGCAGCGGUAGUUCAGCUCUUGUAGACCUGACGGGAAUCAACAUUUCAGCCGACACAGCACCAUCCAACCCAGAGACCUCCAGCUUGCAGACUCUGACUCAGAACAUGGGCAUGAGCCUCUUGGAUGAUGAACUCAUGUCACUGGGACUGAAUGUAACAGAAAACUGUGACUCUCAGAACACUUUGCAGUCGGCAGAUAUCACAGAAUCAUCUGCUCCAUCGGUGCCAGCUGCAGUCUUGCUACCAGCUGUUGUCCAAACGCCUCAGACUGCACCAGCAGGGGGCUCCGCUGCUCCUCCUAAAGCCAUGGAAGAGCUCGAAUUGCUGGGAAAGACUCUGUUGCAGCAGUGCCUACCUCCAGAGAGCCAGCAGGUCAAAUGGGACAAGCUGCAGCCUCAAUCUCGGGUGACUUUACGAGAUCUCCAGACUAAGUCCACCACUAACUCCAAGCCUGCCCCUCCUUCAACCGCCACCUCGUCUGGUCCUGCUUCUGCACCCGGGCCGACAUCCAGCCUGACCGUCCAGUCAGAGCAGCCCGACGCUCUCCUCCUCUCCAAUCUUAGUCUCACAGUUACUGAAAAAAGCUCUUUACCCGCCGCUGACCCCUACGAAAACAUCUCUCUGGCUGACGUUACAGUGCCUCUGGAAUCAAUCAAACCUAGCACCUUGUUACCAGUGACUGUAUUUGACAAACACAGUCUUCGGGUUUUGUUCACCUUUGCCCGCGACUGUCCUCCAUCGAGACCUGACGUGCUGGUUGUGAUCAUCUCCAUGCUGUCCUCGGCCCCGAUUCCUGUCACCAACAUCCGCUUCCAGGCAGCCGUUCCCAAAGUGAUGAAAGUCAAGUUGCAGCCUCCCACCAGUACUGAUCUCCCAGCCUUCAAUCCCAUCUUGCCUCCUGCCGCCAUCACACAGAUUUUGCUGCUGGCAAACCCUCAUAAGGAAAAAGUACGUUUGCGGUACAAACUAACUUUCAACCUGGGGGACAAAUCUCAUGAUGAAUCCGGCGACGUCGACCAGUUCCCGCCUCCAAACACUUGGGGGAACCUUUAAGGAGAAAAGGACCAUUCUCCCGUCAUCUGAUCUGCUGCUUCCUUUUACAUUUAGGUUGAAAUUGUCCGUUAACACUGGCUGAGGCGAGACAACCUCGUUAUACUUUUCAAACUCCGUUUUGGAAAUACAGACAUGAGAGCAGUUGUGGGAACCAGCUUCGACCUUGUGCCUUCCUGUCCUUACGCGAUCAUGUCCAUAUUUCCGAGUGUUGUUGCUACUUUCUCUUCUUCCAACAAUCAGUCCAGCACAGUGAUAAAAAGCCAACUUUCAGAAACAAUCAAUCCAGUGACAUUUGGGAAAAAUAUUGAGCCUUUUAAAAACUGAAUGUGUGAGUUUAUCCAUACUGCUAGACACAUCCCAUGUCAUGUGAAUUACAUACGACAGCUGGUCUUUUUUUUUCUUUUUUUUUUACAAAGCCAGAUGCUCCUUGAUGUAUUCCCACCUUGGGAUUCAAAAUGCUGCACGUUCAGCUGCACAUUAGAGUUGUGACGGUUUAUUUUGAAUGUUCACAGUAGAGUUGCAACCAUUUUCUAUCAGUCAGUACAGCUUCUGUGUUAAAGUCAGUUAAAUGCUUUGAGCGAUGUUUUAAAAAUACAGGUCAUGAUACAGAAUAGUCUAUUUUACUUAAUAACUUGACAGGAUUAAAAUUAGCUGAUGUAUUUGCUCAUUGUUUCAGCCCAACUUCUGUGUUUGCAGGAAGAGAUGCAGUGGUGUCAUGCUCCACUUAGUAGCAAACCACUUCCCCUUUAAAUGAACGCUGGUGAUGUUUGUUUGUUUGACAAACACAGAUGGAAAUAAUGAAACUGAGUGUAAUUCCCACAUCUGAAAUCAUUGUAGGAGUUUCCCCCUUGACUAUAUGGAGUUUGAUCUAAAAUUAAGUAGUAACCAAAUUAUCCAGGGAGCACAAAUAAUGAAUCAUUUUUAAGCAUUGUCUGGGUUUUAAUAUGUUUGGAUAAAUUACAGUCAGGUGGUGUGUGUGUGUUUAAGGUGUAACCAUGGGCCUUUUUCACAGCAGAUACGUUGACAUGGCAUUGCAGGAAAAGCACAGGUAACAUAGACAGUGGCUUUGUUGUAUAUUGUGAAGGUGAAAGCAGCCAUUCAUUCUCUUUAUUUACAGCUGUGCUUUUCCCACUGUGACGUGUCAAAAAGCUGACGAACGGAGGGCAUUACAUCUCUGCCCCUUUACUUCUUUUAUUUCUGCACUUUUCUGUUUUCAAAAGAUUUUUUUUUACAUUAUGUUUCACUCAGGAUAUUGAUUUGGAGAUUUUUUUUUAUUUCUCAUACAGCCUGAACCUACAUGCACUUAUUUUGUUUAUAUUUUGCACAUGAAAUCAUUCCCUUGUUCAGUACAUUUGUCUUUUUCUCAUUUUCUGCCUUUUCUACUGUUGAUUGACCCAAAGAGGGACAUGUGAAGUCCUGAGUUGACGUCACUGACAUCUGGUGAUUCUACCACAUGUGCCUGAGAUGAAACGUUUGCUUUUCUUUUGCUCUGUACAUAUAUGUAUACAAAUGACUUGAUCCUUGUUUCCUUGUGUUCAUGUCCUAACCAGAAAAUGAUGUUACUGAAUCAUUCUAAUGUCCACGAGUUGAUUGGAGCACGGGUCUAUGAGCAUUUCUUAGGAGUCAUAAAGAUUAAAAUAAACUGAGACUGGAGGCAGACUGAUUCUGAAAUACAUGUGCAACUCCAGAUGUGUGGAAGUACAGCAGGGAUAGAGCUGGGAAGUCUGUGAGAUUCCGUUUAAUUGUCAUAAGGGAUCGAUUUAGGAAUUACCCACUGAGCAAUAUUGAUUCAGCUUAAUUGAAAGCAUGUGUUAACUUUCAUGUGGAAUAUCAGCCCAUAUCAGACCGUCAUUGCCAUUUACCAUAUCACUAAGCUAAAUACACUAUAAAUGAGCUGUUCUGGUUUAUUUGCAGGCAUAGUUACACUGCUAACCUCUGGACUAGCAGGGAGAAAGCAAUAAUGAAAAAAUUUAAUUCAAAUUUUGUUGCUCAAGCAGUUUGUAAAUAAUACAGAUUUGAAUGUUAUGUACUGUAAAUAUACAUUCAGAGGAACUGUGACAGAUUUGUCUAUAUGAGAUUCAUAUUGUACAAGUCCAGAGAGAUGCAAAUUUGCCUUCUUGUCAACGCCAUAACUGCAUCUCCUUCACAGUUUGUUCCUCUUACGGAUCUGCAGCAGCAAAUUAUUUAACCAGAGUACUUUAAAUUAGAAGUCUGGCUUUACUCGGAGGCUAUAUUUAGAGGUAUUACCUCAACAAGUAAUUUGAGAUUUGCAAUGUUGUCAUUACUGAAAAUGACAGUGAUAACAUUUUCAGCAAUGUCAAUUACAUUUUUCUACAACCAGGACAAAUGCAAUCACCCGAAAUGAGGCCCAUGUCAUGUUUGGGUUGAGUUGCAUUGAAGUUCCCCCUUUACCAGACCUAUUGCAGGUGCAGGUUCAAAUUGAAUUAAAUACCUGCUGCAAUGAAGUUCACAGCAAUCACUGUGCAUGCAAUGCUGUCCUUGUAACCUUUGUCUAGUUAUAAAUAAGUGAAUCCCACUGGACUUCCCACAUGAUCUAGGCCUAACAAACAAAAACAUUAUUUAGGGAGCUUAAAAACAUGUAACUUUAGACCCAAAGUGUGUCAAUCAACUUAAACAAGUGAUGCACACACAAAAAAGUGCUGACACCUGUAACAGUGUGAAUGACAGAAUAUAAAUUCCUGUAUAGAUUUUUCUGAGGGAAGGAAAGUCUUUUCCAUUGUGUUCCUACUGUAAAUAAAAGCAUCGUGCCAUUAUGCGUAUUUACCAAUAAAAGUACACAUGUACAUA